AUGGGGACCCAGGACACAACCGAGCUCUGCGUUCCUCAACUCUUCAACAGUUCCUGCAAGAAACCUACACCUCUUCUGUCAGAGGAGUGGUCAUUUGUGAUCCUUAAUGUUGUGUUGUCAUCCAUCUCUCUGCUAACUGUAACUCUCAACCUGUUCAUCAUCAUCUCAAUCUCACACUACAGGCAGCUCCACACACCCACUAACAUCCUCCUCCUCUCUCUGGCUGUCUCAGACUUUCUCGUUGGUCUCGUGUUGCUGCCAAGAGAAAUCCUCCGAAACACAUCCUGCUGGUUUUUCGGUGACCUCGCAUGUUCUCUGUACAAUUAUGUGUCUUUUAUUGUUACCUCUGCUUCAGUGGGCAACGUAGUGCUGAUAUCAGUCGACCGCUAUGUGGCUAUUUGUGACCCUCUGCAUUACCCCACCAGAAUCACUGACAGAAGAGCUAAACUCUGUGUCUGUCUGUGUUGGCUCUGCUCUGGUCUCUAUAGCACCCUGUUUGUUGAUUUCACUCAACCAGGGAAGCAGCAUUCCUGCUAUGGAGAAUGUAGAAAUAACGUUGACUUCAUUGCAGGAACCAUUGAUGUCAUUUUAACGUUUAUUGUUCCAGUUUCUGUCAUCAUAAUUCUGUAUCUGAGAGUGUUUGUGGUGGCUGUGUCUCAGGCUCGUGCCAUGCGCUCUCAUGUUACAGCUGUCACACUGCAGCUCUCAGUGACUCUAACAAAGAAAUCUGAGUUGAAAGCAGCCAGGACUCUUGGGGUUCUUGUAGCUGUGUUUCUGAUAUGUUUCUGCCCAUAUUACUGUGUUAAUCUUGUAGGUGAAGCGUUACUCAAUAGUUUAAUUCCACCCUUUGUGCUCUAUCUGUUCUAUUUUAAUUCCUGCCUAAACCCUCUGAUCUAUGCACUGUUCUACCCUUGGUUCAGAAAAGCAGUGAAGCUCAUUAUCUCUUUACGCAUACUGCAGCCUGGCUCCUGUGAGGUCAACAUCCUGUAG
Molecule: messenger RNA, 990 nt
Organism: Archocentrus centrarchus (flier cichlid)
Lineage: Eukaryota; Metazoa; Chordata; Actinopteri; Cichliformes; Cichlidae
Product: trace amine-associated receptor 13c-like
Exons: 2
Coding region: 1-990 (329 amino acids)
Biological process (GO): G protein-coupled receptor signaling pathway
Cellular component (GO): membrane
Molecular function (GO): trace-amine receptor activity
Source: RefSeq, a predicted model, not a curated record